Messenger RNA from Suillus paluster, 672 nucleotides. RefSeq lists its product as uncharacterized. The annotation marks the transcript as partial. The record is from RefSeq and is a predicted model, not a curated record. NCBI's taxonomy places the organism in Eukaryota, Fungi, Basidiomycota, Agaricomycetes, Boletales, Suillaceae. The transcript has 4 exons.
AUUAAUCUGUCUGUAAAACAAUGCCGAAAUCUACCGCACCGCACGUGAGCCUCCACCUCCCGCCUGGCCUCUCGUCCUUUUCAGACGUUUGCGUGGAGUCCGAUGUCAUCACAGACUCGGAAGCUCCUCGCCCACUCAAUCGAUUGCGCUUGAAUGUGAAAUGCCCGCUGUUCCCUACGAAGCGUAUGAGAGUUCAAGAAGGGCAGUCCAGUCCAAAGAGUCCUGCUGGCAAAUCUUUUGACGCAUCGGGGUCUUCAUCAGCUUCAUCAACUCUAUCCCAUUUCUUUUCAAUUGAUGCAUUGAAGAAUUCCCUGCGAUUGGGCAAGCGACGUGCUACUCAGCGCUCCCAAUUAGACGGUGUCGAGCCAGAUACCCGACUUCGAGCGGCUGCCUCCCCAGAGCCACGAGAGCGCACCCCCAGCAGCUUGAAUGCUGUAUAUGACUGCGAACCGGGGCAGUCAGUGAUUAUAAAGGAUAUCCCUUUCGUUGCCGAGGUUUCUGAACCAGUCAGGGGAUGGAGGAAACUGCCUCCCAGGUUACCAAUUCCCAAGUGGGAUAUCGAUGAUUGAGUCACGCUGCCGCCGAGUACAUGUCCAUCCAUGUAGUUUUAUUAUUAAUACAUGUUGUAUUACUGUACGAUAUCAAUACAUACCCGGUUCCAGAUGACAGAAA